UGGGUAGAAAUAUUUUGGCGCUUGGAUCGAUCGAUCGAUCGAUCUGGAGUGGCGCAUUGCGCGUCGGAUCUGGAGAUCCAGGACGUGCCGAUCGUCGCGAGCAGCAGCGUCCGGCACCGAGGUACAAAUCUUGAGGAGGCUUGUGGCGGCUCCUCGGGCAGCGACGAGGAAUUUGAGGAACAGAUGAGGCGGAUGCGGCAUGAGAGCUCCCAGGAGAAAUUUGCGAAGUACAGGGGGGUCUUGUUGCUGGUAUCGAUCCCGCUGGGAUUGAUCUUGGCCGUGAUGCUGCUCAUGCCACGGUCGACGCUGGAGAAUGGCGCAGUGUCCAUCACGGAUCCUUUUGAUCGCGAGGCAUUUGGGAGCCAGUCGAGCUUCGCUGUGAUCUUUGACGCGGGGAGCUCUGGAAGUAGAGUCCAUGUCUUUCGAUUUAGUUCCGAUCUAGAGCUACUCGCCAUGGACAAUGGUCUUGAACUUUUUAGGCAGCUAAAGCCUGGAUUGAGCUACUAUGCCUCUGAUCCACGAGCAGCAGCCAACUCCUUAAAGCCACUACUGGAUGCUGCUUUGAAGGUGGUGCCAGAGAAUUUGCAAGGAAAAACUCCAGUUCGUCUCGGGGCUACAGCGGGAUUGAGAACUCUACCUGGUGGAAAAGCCAAUGAGAUUUUAGAAGAGGUUCGAGAUCUUUUAUCAAAUAGCAGCUUUAAGUUCGAUCCAUCCUGGGUUAGCAUUCUUGAUGGGGCCGACGAAGGAUCAUUUCAAUGGGUUACAAUAAACUACUUACUAGGCCGCCUUGGAAAAGACCUUUCCGAAACUGUUGGAAUUGUGGAUCUUGGGGGAGGCUCGGUGCAAAUGGCUUACGCAAUUGCUGAAGAGGACGCCGCAAAAGCUCCAAAGGCGGCAGCUGGCGAAGACGCUUAUGUCAAGACUCUGACGCUUCUCGGAAAGACAUACUAUUUGUAUGUUCACAGCUACUUGCACUAUGGCUUGCUAGCAGCUCGGGCAGAGGUGCUCCGACUUGUAAAGACCAAUGAUGAAAAUCCUUGUGUUACCUCUGGCUUCAAAGGCCAAUACGUAUAUGGAUCAGAGACUUUUGAUGCCGUGGGGGGUGCUGAUUUUGAUCGAUGUAGCGAUCUCAUUGUCAGCGCUCUCGAGAUAAAUCACACAUGUAACUAUCUCAAAUGCACUUUCAAGGGAAUCUGGAGCGGUGGCGGCGGUGCGGGUCAGAAAAAACUCUUUGUGGCCUCAUUCUUUUUCGAUCGAGCAUCUGAGAUUGGAAUCAUCAAAGAUCCACAGGUUUCAGAGGCAGUUGUUGAGCCCUCUCAGUUCAGAGACGCCGCCAGAUCGAUUUGUUCGACGAGUUACGAGGACAUGCCAAAGAAGUUCCCAGGCGUUCCAGAGCUUGCGCUGCCGUACAUAUGCAUGGAUGUCCUAUACCAAUAUGAUCUUCUCGUCAAAGGCUUCGGUAUUCCGGCCAACGAGAAGAUCACGCUCGUGAAGCGUGUCCAAUACAAAGGCUACGAAGUGGAAGCAGCCUGGCCUCUUGGUAGCGCGAUAGAGGUUGUAUCAGGACACAGCUCCUCGACUCAUUCUUUGCAACUCUAGGCUAAUUAUUUGAUGGAGAUUCGUGAAUUCUAGGAUAUGAAACGGCAUUUUAGCCGACGACAUGAAGAAAGUCGAUUUGAAUUGUAAUCA
Molecule: messenger RNA, 1689 nt
Organism: Selaginella moellendorffii
Lineage: Eukaryota; Viridiplantae; Streptophyta; Lycopodiopsida; Selaginellales; Selaginellaceae
Product: probable apyrase 2
Exons: 9
Coding region: 184-1599 (471 amino acids)
Biological process (GO): nucleoside diphosphate catabolic process
Cellular component (GO): membrane
Molecular function (GO): nucleoside diphosphate phosphatase activity
Source: RefSeq, a predicted model, not a curated record